AUGGCAGAGGAGCAACUCGACUGGUACGCCAUUCUCGGCGUCGAACGGACAGCCACCUCAAAGGAGAUCACAAAGGCAUACAGGGUCAGGGCACUCAAAGUCCAUCCCGAUAAGAACCCUGAUCCCAACGCAGCCAAGGUCUUCCAUGAGCUGUCGCAAGCAUACGACCUUCUUCUCGACCCAGCAGCACGAGCUGCCUUCGACAACCUGCUUAAUGUUAAAGUGCAAGCAAAGGAGCGAUCUAACAAGUACGAUUCAGUCCGCAGGAAGAUGAAGGAGGAUCUCGAGAACAGGGAGAACGCUUUCAAGAAGCAACAGCAGGACGAGAAGGCCGCUGCUCUCAGAAUGCAUUAUGAGAUGGAACGACUCAAGAAGGAGAAUAUCAAAAAGCGGGAAGAACGGGAAGCUGAACUCUUGGAGCAGGCGAAUCAACUCUCUCAAGCGUCUAAGGCAGUGCGGCAGGCAGCACGAGAUGAAGAAGCAACUUCACUGGACACGACACUAAGAGUCAAGUGGAAAAAGAAGAAACAGGAACUCGGAACAGAGGAGCUGACAGAGAUUUUCAAGAAGUUUGGCGUAAUCGACUCUUGUUUGUCCAAGAAACAAGGAUCGGCACUGAUAUCUUUCAAGACUCUCACAGGCGCAUUUACAACAAUGGCGGCUUCGGAGAAGGGCAACAAGGACUUGGAAGCGUUUACGGUUUCGUGGGCAGGAGGAUCAGAGCCAGCAUUAGUAUCUAGUCUACGUGCCAAGAGCGCAUCAUCACCAUCAUCCACACCUUCUACUGCUGCCUCAACACCUACUUCAGCCUCAAGUCCACAAAGUGCGCCGCGGCCAGUAUUUAAUACCGCACCGAGCCCGGCCUUCACACCAGCCUUUGGAUCAUCAGCAAAAGGGUUUGCAGGAUUCCCCUCAGAUAUCCCUAGCUUUGCACCACCGCCUAUAUUUAACGUUGCUGCACCACUGGUGGAUGACUAUGAGGCUGCAACGUUGGCAAGGAUGAAGAACAAGGACAAUGAGCGGAAACGACUUGCGGAGGAAAUGUUGCGCAUGGAUCGGGAAGAGGAAGAGCGAUUACUGACCCUGGCUGCUGAGAAGGACAAGAAGCAGAAGAUGUGA
Messenger RNA from Linnemannia hyalina, 1119 nucleotides. NCBI's taxonomy places the organism in Eukaryota, Fungi, Mortierellomycota, Mortierellomycetes, Mortierellales, Mortierellaceae. The record is from the annotation of a GenBank genome assembly.